Molecule: messenger RNA, 618 nt
Organism: Angiostrongylus costaricensis
Lineage: Eukaryota; Metazoa; Nematoda; Chromadorea; Rhabditida; Metastrongylidae
Source: the annotation of a GenBank genome assembly
AUGGCGGCCGAGGAAAUGUGGAGAGAGGAUCUGAUAGUAUCCACUGAAGACAAUUCAAAUCGGACUACAGUGAAUUUGGACUCAGUGAUUCGGUCGAACCUGGCGAACGCUUGCGUGCCAAGAAUGGACGAAACGUCAUGUGAAAAGAACAUCUGCUAUAACGUCUAUUUCAGAACCAUGGACGGAUCAUGCAAUAAUCUGCGAAAUCCACUGAGAGGUGCAGCUUAUCGACCAUACACUCGGUUGCUGCCAACCGUAUACGACAACGGACUCUCUGAACCAGUAGGUUCGUUGUUCCCCGAACUACGGCCGUCGCCUCGAGUGAUCACUCGCCAGCUCACCUCGUCUCAUGCGUCCGUCGUUUCCGACGAGUACAACGCGUUGGUGAUGCAGUUCGGACAGUUCAUCUCUCACGACAUCGCUAAGAAAACGUACAUGUUCAGACUGGAUAAGACCAGAACACACUACUCAUUCAACGCAGCCUCUGACACAGGAGAUGAACUGUUUCUCGGUAAACUGGGCAGUAGAACAGUCGGCGGCGUCUGCGUUUUUGUCAACACAAGUUUAGCCGUGAUCAUCGAACCAUUCGAGCAACCCGAAUUAGAUCCCUACUAUUGA